AUGGAUAAAUACGUGACUGGGUUGAAAAGAAAAUUUAAAGAAGCAGAAGAAGAGGGUGGUGAAAAUAAUGGAAAUGUUUCUUCACAAAAUAGUAAAACUAAACAUAGAAAAUAUGAUCCAAUGUACUUAUCAUUGGGAUUUACGUAUAAGAUCAUUAAUGGUCAAGAACGACCAAUGUGUUUGCUGUGUAUGAAUACUUUGGCCUCAGAUAGCAUGAAACCAAGUAAAUUAAAACGACAUCUGGAAAAAGUGCACGCCGAUCAUGUUGGCAAAACAAAAGAAUUUUUCCAAAGAAAAUUAGAUAACUUAAAUAAACAGAAAGAAUCGUUUUCAAAAGCUUUGUCUGUAUCACAAAAAGCGUUACUUGCGUCAUACAAAGUUUCGUAUAGAAUUGCUAAAUGCAAAAAACCCCAUUCAAUAGGAGAAACUUUAGUACUACCAGCAGCUAUUGACAUAAUAGCUACGAUGUUUGGUGAAUCAUAUGCUGAUCAAAUUAAAAGCAUUCCGCUGGCAGAUAAUACGGUGGGAAGACGGAUAUCAGAUAUAUCUGAUGAUCUUUGCGAUCAGUUGAUAGAAAAAAUUAAAUUAUCUUCUUUCGCGUUGCAAGUAGAUGAGGCUACCGAUGUUGCUAAGGAUGCACACUUAAUAACAUAUAUAAGAUAUGUUAUGGAAAAUGAUAUUAGAGAAGAGUUGUUAUUCUGUAAGGCAAUUGAAGGCAAAGCUACAGCGAGUGAAAUUUUUAAUAUGAUUGAUAACUUUUUUAUUGAAAAUGGUAUUUUAUGGGAGAACUGUGUUGGACUGUGCACUGAUGGAGCUCCAUCUAUGGCAGGAAAAAAUGCUGGUCUGCAGGCCCUAGUUCGAAAAGUGGCUCCUCGUGCAGUUUGGACGCAUUGUAUGAUUCAUAGGCAAUCUCUUGUUGCAAGAAAUAUGGGUGAAGAAUUACUUGAAGUAUUUGAAAUUAUAAUAAAAGUUGUUAAUUUUAUCAAAAAUAGUCCAUUAAGAGAAAGGCUUUUUGGAAAAUUGUGUGAUGACAUGGGCUCAGAAUACAAAGCACUACUUUAUUAUUGUGAAGCAUGUUGGCUUUCUCGUGCUAAAGUACUUCAAAGGGUGUUUGAGCUCAAAAAAGAAAUUGCCAUUUUUCUUGCUGAUAAUAAAAGAGAUGAAGCAGACAUAUUUUAUGACACGAAGUUUCUCGCAAAAUUUGCGUAUCUAGUUGACAUCUUUAAAAGACUAAGUGAUUUAAAUAAAUCAAUGCAAGGAACUCAAAUUCAUGCUUUUGUUCAAAAGGACAAGAUUACGGCGUUUAUGAAAAAAAUAGAGCUGUGGAUAGCUAGUAUGAAAAGUAAUAACUUUGAUAUGUUUCCUUCUUUUAAAACUACAUGUGUUAAUGAUGAUGAAAUAGAAGCAAAGCAGGAAAUGAUAAUUGAUUUAUCUAGUGAUAGCACAUUGAAGCAGAUGUUUCAGGACGAAAAGAAUAUUGUUAAGUUUUGGUUACAAGUAAAGGACGAUUUUCCAACUUUGACAAAUAAAGCCUUAGAAAUUUUAUUACCAUUUGUGACAUCCUACUUAUGUGAAACUGGUUUUUCUGCAGUAGCAGUAUUAAAAACAAAGUACCGAUCUCGUUUAGUGAUAGAAAAGGAACUGAGAACAGCGAUUUCUACAAUGGAGCCGCGUGAAUUUGGUGAAACUGAAUUAAGUGUAAAUAAUCAAGUAAAUGAAGAAAUUAAUUAUAGUGCAUUUAUUAGUGGUAAUGAAAGUGACAAUGAGAACAGUUUUAGUGGCUGUAUUGAUGAUGACAAUCAGCGUAGAUACUUGGCAGAAAGUGAGGUUAUUGUUUCUAAUGAAACAGAUACUGAUAAUGUUUAUAGUAAUCAUGAAAGUAUUGCCGAGGAGAACGUAGUGGAAUCAGACACAAUAAGAAAAGAGCUUCGUCAAAAUUAUAUUAGUCAUCCGUUCAUAGCUUCCAUAUACUGCGAUGAUUCAAAACCUGCAAACGUAAAAGAAUAUAUUUCCGAAGUAGCCGACUCGCAAGCAAGGUCAUACAUUAAAUGCUGCAAAGCAGCAGAUGUUAUACAAAAAAAAUUCGGUGACUCGGACCAAACAAAAAAAUUAAGAUCUAGCGUUUGGUCGUUUCUGGCAAAUUUUGCAGACAGAGGUGGCAGUAAGCGUAAACAAGCGUAA
Messenger RNA from Ctenocephalides felis (cat flea), 2181 nucleotides. RefSeq names its product zinc finger BED domain-containing protein 5-like. NCBI's taxonomy places the organism in Eukaryota, Metazoa, Arthropoda, Insecta, Siphonaptera, Pulicidae. The coding region runs from base 1 to 2181 and encodes 726 amino acids. The record is from RefSeq and is a predicted model, not a curated record. The transcript has 5 exons.